GUUUUCGGUUGUUGCGGAUUCAGCAUGGCGGCCUCCGCUGUGACAGCGAGCGGCGCUACAUUCCUCAGCCGUUUGGUUGGACAUAUUCAUUCGAGGUUUCUCGCCCCCUGCUCGCAGGUGUCUUGUCUCCACACUGCUGCAGUAUUAAACACCAAGAACUGGGAGAGGAAAAAUCGUAUUGUAUAUCCGCCUCAGCAGAAAGAUGAGCCCCCCAGACCAGCUGAGAUAUUUCACUGCAGACACCAAAUUAAGUACAGCAAAGACAAGAUGUGGUAUCUGGCUAAGCUGAUCAGAGGAAUGACCAUCGACCAAGCCCUCGCUCAGCUCGAGUUCAAUGACAAGAAGGGAGCCAAAGUAAUAAAAGAGGUUCUUUUAGAAGCCCAAGAAAUGGCUGUGAAGCACCACAAUGUUGAAUACAAAUCGAAUUUAUAUGUUGCCGAGUCCUUCUCAACCAAAGGCAAAUAUCUCAAGCGCAUUCGCUACCACGGCCGAGGUAUGUUCGGCAUCAUGGACAAAGUGCACUGCCAUUAUUUUGUGAAGCUGGUGGAGGGCGUGCCUCCCACAGUGGAGCAGAAGACUGCAUUCGACCAGGCCAAGGAGUACGUUGAACAGCUGAAGAGCCGGACGAUCAUCCACUCCCUCUAACUUGAACGCCUACUUGCCAAGCUCAUGUGCUCAUGUAAAUAGUAAUGGAAUAAACAGAUUGCUUCUGCUGUUUGAAAACAUC
Colossoma macropomum (tambaqui) is the source of this 727-nucleotide messenger RNA. RefSeq names its product mitochondrial ribosomal protein L22 (gene mrpl22). The coding region runs from base 25 to 645 and encodes 206 amino acids. Gene Ontology annotation, molecular function: structural constituent of ribosome. The transcript is spliced from 7 exons. Gene Ontology annotation, cellular component: ribosome; mitochondrial large ribosomal subunit. Lineage: Eukaryota; Metazoa; Chordata; Actinopteri; Characiformes; Serrasalmidae. The record is from RefSeq and is a predicted model, not a curated record. Gene Ontology annotation, biological process: ribosome assembly; translation.